Messenger RNA from Nasonia vitripennis (jewel wasp), 3213 nucleotides. RefSeq lists its product as uncharacterized. The record is from RefSeq and is a predicted model, not a curated record. Bases 721 to 1449 code for a protein of 242 amino acids. NCBI's taxonomy places the organism in Eukaryota, Metazoa, Arthropoda, Insecta, Hymenoptera, Pteromalidae. The transcript has 4 exons.
CACGCAUUUCCGGAUUUUCCGGAAAAGUGCUCGCAUUAUGCCCGCACGAACCCCUGCAUAUGCCUGCAUACGAGGAGCAUGCCGUGCCGUGCGAAAAAUACGCGUCCACGAAAUCGGGAACAUGCGCGCAAAAUGCCUGCAUACGAACGGCAUUAUGCUCGCAUUUUAUCGGCACUCGUGCUGGACAGAUCCACCACGGAAGCAAGCAAAAUGCUCGGUCAUAUGCUCGUCAUAUGACUUUCAUGUGCGGAUGCAAGUGGACCGUCAUGCGUGCCCAUUUCGUGCCGGCACGUUUUCAGCAUUUUCAGAGCACGCUGUUAUCUGGGCUAGACGUCCUCUUCCCACAGGUUUUCCUUUUAACUUAAAGUCGACACUCGUCGACAUAUAGCAUAUUUCGUAUUUUCGUAGUGUGCCAAAAACCGUUGAAAGCCAGUCUUAACCUAUAUAUUGUGCAUUACGUAUUGCAUUUGCAUAUUCAAAGCAAGUUUGACAUUUAUGACUAAGAAAAUCAAAUGAUUUGGAGAAAAUAACGUGUAGUAUUAUUAUCAGUUUUUGUACAUAGUAAGCGUAUAUCGUAAAUCGUCACUAUUUCUGGAGUUUGUUGAGGCAAGCCGAGCAUUGGCAUAUUAGUAUACCUAUAGCUUUCAUUAAGUUUUGUAAAGGGAGAAAUAAUGUCCAAACGUGGUCCUUACAAAAAUUAUUUGGACCGAUACAGUACAAAUGUUACUAUUCCACGCACAACGAAGCUUACACAGAAUUAUAGAGACACAACGUAAGAAGAAUUCCAAACUUAAGAAGAAUUUAAAACAAUAUGAUGAAUAUCAAAGCACAAUGCAAGAUCAAAGUUCUAGUUCUUCAGUUGCUGAUGCUGCAUUCUGGAUUGAUGAAGAUUUGAAUGAAUCAAUAAUAUAUAACAAUGAAUUGAAAUCUGUUAACUUUACUACAGAAAAAAGAGAACAUUUGCUAAGAAGAACUGUUUGUAAAUGUACAACAGUCAAUGUAGCUGAAAUUUUACUUUUGUGUAUGCAACUCGUAACCAAACAUUCGUUGACAUGGAUAGCCUUAAUUGACAUUUUCAAGGUACUUAAUUGUAUUUUUGAUAUAAAUAGUUUACCUACAACCAAGUACAUGAUAAACUAUCUAAUGAAUGUUAAUACAAACUGUCUUUCUUAUCACAUCAUUUGUCACGAAUGUAAUGCAUAUUUAGGAAAGAAAUUAGAUUUCAAAGAUACUGUGACGUGCACUUGUGGCUGUCAAUUAAGCUCUUCUAAAGUGGGAACAUUCUUUAUUGAAAUCGACGUGAGAGAUCAAUUAAAGAACCUUUUUUCAGAUCAAAUUGUCACUAAUAGUUUACAAGAUUUAAUCGAAAAAAGAAAAAUGCCGAUGGACUUGAAGAUAUAUAUGAUGGACAAAUUUAUAGGGAAUAUGCUGAAAAAAGUAAUUUAUUAAGAAAUCCAAACAACUUGUCUUAUACGUAAUACUGAUGGCUGUCAAGCUGAAGAUCACUCUAAAGUUAGUAUAUGGCCUGUAUAUUUAAUGCUGCACGAACUACCGGAUCAUAUGCGUAAGAAGAAUAUGCUGCUAGCAGGUCUAUGGGUAGCUAAAGAAGAACCUGACAUGAAUAUAUUUCUUGAGCCACUUGUUACUCAAGCGAAUGAGUUAUCUGAUAAAGGAUUUGAGUGGAUUCACAAUGGCAUAAAAAUAACAAGCAAAUUAUUCCCACUAGGAUGUUGUGUUGAUUCCGUCGCAAGAUGCUCAGUGGUAAACAUGAAAAAAUUAAACGGCUACAACGGUUGUACUUAUUGCGAGCAUCCAGCACAAUUAGUCAAUAAUAUUUGUAAGUAUCCUAUACAAAACGACGUGCCAGCUGACCGUUCAGAUGAAUCAAUCAAAAGACAAAUGUUUGAAACUUAUCAACAGAAUUCAGGUGACAUACAAGGAGUUUGGGGGCCAUCCUCUCUUAUGAAUAUGAAGCAUUUAGCAAGAGGAAUGAUUUUAGACUUCAUGCAUUCAUGCUUAUUGGGAGUUACGGAGUUGUAUACAAGAAUUUUGUUAGAAAAUGUACAAAAAGAAUAUUACAUCGGUUCUCCAGCUAGAAUCGAUAUUAUUAAUAAUCGAUUAAUGUCAAUUAGGCCACCAACGUGCAUUGCGAAAACACCAAGAAGCAUUAAAGAAAGAAACAUGUGGAAUGCAUCAGAUUGGAUGAAUUGGCUGUUGUUUUACUGCAUGAUAUGUUUUAAAGGAAUUUUAAAACCCAAAUACUACAAUCAUUUAGCUUUGUUUGUAGCAGCUAUGAAUAUUUUUUUAGAGGAUUCUAUAACGCCAACAAUGCUAGAAGAAGGAAGAAUUUUAUUAAUAAAAUUUGUAUUUUAUUUCGAAGAAUUAUACGGUGCAUAGUAUAUGUAUUAUAAUGUUCACCUACUGUUACAUCUGUCUAAAAAUGUUAAGAAUUGGGGCCCAUUAUGGGCAGACAGUACUUUUCCUUUUGAAAACCAGAAUGUGUUAUUACUUAGAAUGAAAAAAUGCAACUAUCGAAUUGCACAACAAAUAGUAAACAAGCUUAUGUUAUAUCAACAACUUCCUUUGCUACAAAAUGAAAAUUGUAUAUCUUUAAGAUUAAAGAAUACUGUAAUAAUUUUAGUAAGCAGAGAGUCAACAAUUGUAGUAAAAUUAAAGGCUGCACUUUAAUAGGUUCGGGUAAGGUAUGUGUAUGUACAUUUAGUGUAAGAGAAAAAAAAUGCUUUCUUAAUUUUGCUGACAUAAAAAAAAAUUACUGAAUGUAAAAAAUAUUCUCGAAUAAUUUAUAAUGGUUGCAGAUAGACAACAUGUUCAUAUUCAAGAAAUAAAAAAAAAUAAUGACUGCUAUUAUAACUACAUAUGCAGAAUAUGGAGUCAUUCAUAAAAUAUAUAAAAUAAAAUAUGAUAAGGAAGAUUUUGUUAUUAUUUAUAUGUACAAAAUAGAUGUAAGUCACGAGUCAAUAGUUUUCACUAAUGAUGUUAAUGUUAAACAUAUAAAGGUUUGCAACGAGCAAACUAAUACAACAUUAAAAGUUAUCUUGCAUGACAUGAUUUCAAAGCCAUGUUUGCUUACAUGCUAUAAGAAAAAGUAUCAUAUAAGAGACAUCGCUAAAGGAAUAAUGGGUAAAAGUUUAAAUUAAAUUGUAUAUUUGAUACUACCUGAAAAUAAUAAAAUUCUUAUUUUUAUACAUACAA